CCCACACGUGCUCGGAGAACAGGCCCCGCCUCCCCUGCCCGGCCUGGGCAAAGUCCCCGCCUUGACUGCUCCGCUUGGCCUCAGCCCCACGGGAAGCCCCGCCUCCAGGGCCUGUAUGGCAACUCUGGUGAUCUCUGUGUGGUCUCUGACACCCUCAGCCUGCCUGUCACUGAAGCUGGAGCCUAGGCAUCAGGAUGUUGGGCUGGGUCCAGAGGGUGCUGCCUCAGCCCCCAGAGACCCCUCGGAAGACCAAGAUGCAGGAGGAAGAGAAAGUGGAACCAGAGCCAGUGCUGGAGGCGGAGGUGGAACCAGAGCCGAACCCCGAGGAGGCCGAGACAGAGUCCGAGUCCAUGGUGAGAGGUGGAGGGGGAGGAGGGGCAGGCCCGCCUCGCUGGUCGGGGUCUUCCCAGUUUGGGCCAGUUGCUCUCCAGGGACCUUCUACAGCAGAAAAGCCCCCGGAAGAGUCAUUCAAGGAGGAGGAAAUGGCUGUGGCGCACCCAAAUCCUCAGGAGACCAAGGAGGCUGCCCUUACUUCCACCAUAUCCGUCCAGGCCCAGGGCGCUGAUUUUUCAGAAAUGAACAGUCCCAGCCGCAGAGUGCUGAGCUGGCUCAUGAAGGGCGUGGAGAAGGUGGUCCCACAGCCUGUCCACAGCGCCAGGGAGGACCCGGCUCAGAUCCUGGGUCAUGGCAGCACUGGGGACACAGGGUGCACAGAGGAACCCAAUAAGGCCCUCGAGGCCCAGGACACUAGGCCUGGGCCUCGGCUGCUGCUGUGGCUGGAGCGGAAUCUGGAGAGAGUGCUGCCUCAGCCCCCUAGAUCCUCCGAGGUCUGGAGAGAGGAGCCUGAAAGUGCCACAGGUGCCGCGUCGGACCCAGCGCCUCCAGGACGCCCCCAGGAAACGGGGCCCAAGCUGCAGGCCCAGGAGAUCCCCUCCCUGCCCACACCAAGCCCCCUGAAGCCCAAGGAGGAACCCAAGGAGGAACCCAAGGAGGAACCCAAGAAGGUGCUGGCUCCAGAGCCCCAGCCUGGCUCCCAGGCCCAGGCCUCCUCCCUCCCUCCACAAAGAGACCCUGCCAGGCUGGUGGCAUGGGUCCUGCACAGGCUGGAGAUGGCCUUGCCGCAGCCAGUGCUACAUGGGAAAACAGGGGAACAGGAGCCUGACUCCCCUGGGAUGUGUAACGUGCAAACCAUCAGCAUCCUUCCUGGAGGGCAAGUGGAGCCUGACCUCGUCCUAGAGGAGGUUGAACCACACUGGGAGGGUGCCUGCCAGGAUGUCAGUACCAGCCUGCAGAGUACAGAGGUGGUUCCAGCUUAUGAAGAAGAGAACAAAGCCGUGGAGAAGAUGCCCAGGGAGCUGUCCCGGAUUGAAGAGGAGAAAGAAGAUGAGGAGGAAGAGGAAGAGGAGGAGGAGGAGGAGCAGGAGGAGGUGACUGAGGUGCUGCUGGAUAGCUGUGUGGUGUCGCAGGUGGGCGUGGGCCAGAGUGAAGAAGACAGGACCCAGCCCCAGAGCGUCUCAGACAAGGAUCUGCGAGAGGAGGCCGAGGAGGAGGCUGAAGAGGAGGCUGAGGAGGAGGCUGAGGAGGAGAAGGUCAAGGAGGCGGCCAAGGAGAAGGCUAAGGAGGAGCCCCAGAACUGGGCCGACACCAAGGAGGAGCCUGAGGCCACAGCUUCCAGUUCAGGAGUGCCUGCCACAAAAGAGCGUCCGGAAGUGCAGGUGGAAGAUACCGAUGCUGAUGGGCACGCCCUCCUGGUGGAAGAGAAUCCACCCUCACCCUUGUUGCCACUACCAUCUCCUGCCAAAUCUGACACCCUCACGGUCCCAAACUCAGCCUCGGGAACACACAGGAAGAAGCUGCCCUCUGAGGAUGAUGAGGCUGAAGAGCUCAAGGCAUUGUCUCCAGCUGAGUCCCCAGUGGUUGCCUGGUCGGACCCCACCACCCCGAAGAACACUGACAGCCAGGACCGUGCGGUCUCCAUGGCCAGCACAAGUAGCGCCAUCAUCAAUGACCGGCUCCAGGAGCUGGUGAAGCUCUUCAAGGAGCGAACAGAGAAGGUGAAGGAGAAACUCAUCGACCCUGACGUCACCUCUGACGAGGAGAGCCCCAAGCCCUCCCCAGCCAAGAAAGCCCCAGAGCCAGCUCCAGACACGAAGCCUGUGGAAGCCGAGCCAGUGGAAGAGGGGCACUAUUGCAACAUGCUCUGCUGCAAGUUCAAACGCCGCCCCUGGAAGAAGUACCAGUUUCCCCAGAGCAUUGACCCGCUGACCAACCUCAUGUACAUCCUAUGGCUGUUCUUCGUGGUGAUGGCCUGGAACUGGAACUGUUGGCUGAUUCCUGUGCGCUGGGCCUUCCCCUACCAGACCCCGGACAACAUCCACCUCUGGCUGCUGACGGAUUACCUAUGCGACCUCAUCUACUUCCUGGACAUCACUGUGUUCCAGAUACGCCUGCAGUUUGUCAGAGGCGGGGACAUCAUUACGGACAAAAAGGACAUGCGGAAUAACUACCUGAAAUCUCGCCGCUUCAAGAUGGACCUGCUCAGCCUCCUGCCCUUGGAUUUUCUCUAUUUGAAAGUCGGUGUGAACCCCCUCCUCCGCCUGCCCCGCUGUUUAAAGUACAUGGCCUUCUUCGAGUUUAACAACCGCCUGGAAUCCGUCCUCAGCAAAGCCUACGUGUACAGGGUCAUCAGGACCACAGCCUACCUUCUCUACAGCCUGCAUUUGAAUUCCUGUCUUUAUUACUGGGCGUCGGCCUAUCAGGGCCUUGGCUCCACUCACUGGGUAUAUGAUGGUGUGGGAAACAGUUAUAUUCGCUGUUACUACUUUGCUGUGAAGACCCUCAUCACCAUUGGGGGGCUGCCUGACCCCAAGACGCUCUUUGAAAUUGUCUUCCAGGGGCUGAAUUAUUUCACAGGCGUCUUUGCUUUCUCUGUGAUGAUCGGACAGAUGAGAGAUGUAGUAGGGGCCGCCACCUCGGGCCAGACCUACUACCGCAGCUGCAUGGACAGCACGGUGAAGUACAUGAACUUCUACAAGAUCCCCAAGUCCGUGCAGAACCGCGUCAAGACCUGGUACGAGUACACCUGGCACUCGCAAGGCAUGCUGGAUGAGUCAGAGCUGAUGGUGCAGCUUCCAGACAAGAUGCGGCUGGACCUGGCCAUCGAUGUAAACUACAACAUUGUUAGCAAAGUUGCACUCUUUCAGGGCUGUGACCGACAGAUGAUCUUUGACAUGCUGAAGAGGCUUCGUUCCGUCGUCUACCUGCCCAACGACUAUGUGUGCAAGAAGGGGGAGAUCGGCCGCGAGAUGUACAUCAUCCAGGCAGGGCAAGUGCAUGUCUUGGGCGGCCCUGAUGGGAAAUCUGUGCUGGUGACGCUGAAAGCUGGAUCUGUGUUUGGAGAAAUAAGCCUGCUGGCUGUUGGGGGCGGGAACAGGCGCACGGCCAACGUGGUGGCCCAUGGGUUUGCCAACCUCUUCAUCCUGGAUAAGAAGGACCUGAAUGAGAUUUUGGUGCAUUAUCCUGAGUCUCAGAAGUUACUGCGGAAGAAAGCCAAGCGCAUGCUGAAAAACAACAACAGGCCCAAGGAGAAGAGCGUGCUGAUCCUUCCACCCCCGGCGGGCACCCCGAAGCUCUUCAGCGCUGCUCUUGCUGUGACAGGAAAGAUGGGUGGCAAGGGGGCAAAAGGCGGCAAACUUGCCCACCUCCGGGCCCGGCUCAAAGAACUGGCUGCGCUGGAGGCGGCUGCAAAGCAGCAGGAGUUGCUGGAACAGGUCACAGCAGGAGUUGCGAACCAGCCACCAUGUCCAUUUCAGGCCAAGAGCUCGCAAGACGCCAAGGGAGAGGAAGGCUCAGCCAUCCCAGACCCGUCCGCGCCCCGGACGCCCCUGGAGCCCCCGGGGUCUCCACCACCUGCCUCCCCUGGGCGGCCCGAGGGAGAAGAGGAGCGGGCGGCCGGGCCGGAGGAGCACUCGGUGAGGAUCCGCAUGAGCCCGGGGCCAGAGCCCGGCGGCGAGCAGAUCCUGUCGGUGGAGAUGCCGGAGGAGGAGAAGGAGAAGGUGGCCUGAGGUGGGGAGAGGCGGCCCCCGGCGCACCGUCCUGGCUGUGCCCCCAGCGCUCGCUGCUCCCCGACACCCUAGCUUCCCCCGCAGCCCAGAAAGAGACAGUUUUCUGCAGUCGUGGCCUCAGUGGCUACAGCUCUGACCGCCCCGCCAGCCUGCCGGCCCGGACUCAGCUCCUCGUGGGGCUGGGCCUGAGAUCAACAAAUUGCAUCAAGUUUUCGAGUCCCUGAGUGCUCACUGUCAUUUGACAGCCCUAGCUUCUCCUGACUGUUCUCUUUUUAAGAACAAAAUGAUUCAUGGGUAGGGGAUAAAAUGGGACUCCAAUAAUACGUGGGAAGCUUUGUUGGAAAAGUAAAGCGUUAUUGAAUCUGUGAGAUUUCCCCUCAGGAAUUUGUCUUCUGUAUUUCAAGGAUAGAAAACACUUCACGGCUGGGCAUGGUGGCUCAUCUCUGCCAUCCCAGUGCUUUGGGAAGCCGAAGCAGGAGGAUUGCUGGAGGUCAAGAGUUCGAGAGCAGACUGGGCAACAUAGCGAGACCCCAUCUCAAACAAAAACAAAAACGAAACAAAAUAGCCAGGCAUGGUGGUAUGCAUCUGUAGUCCCAGCUACUGGAGAGUUUGAGAUAGGAGGAUGACCUGAGCCCAGGAGUUUCUGGCUGCAGUGAGCCAUCCACAGUGAGACCCUGUCUCAAAAAAUAAAAAGAUAGCCAGGCACAGUGGUUCACAUCUGCAAUACCAGCACUUUGGGAAGCUGAGACAAGAGGAUUGUUUGAGACCAGGAGUUCAAGAUCAGCCUGGGCAACAUGGUGAGACCACCAUCUCUACAAAACAGCAGCAGAAAGAAAACAACAUACACAAACAAAAAACAAAGAAAGGAGGGCAGCCGAGCUGUUCAGCUGAGAAUUGCCACCAUUCUGACCUGAGCUUGGACGCUGUUUUCCUUUGCUGGCAAUCACAGUAGGGGGCUGGCUGCCCAUUAGGGUAGUUAGUGCUUAUCUUCCCCAAACUCUGCUCAAUUCCAGUGCAAAGCCAUUAUCUCGGAACAGAUAGAAUGCAAAUGGAUUUACUAGCCAGGGGCUGUUACCAUUUCUCCCUCCACCAGGAGGGACAGCCCAGUAGGAGCAUCCUCUGCCUGUCAUUCUGAGAAACCCCAUUCACCAGCAGGGAUCAGUCCGUUACUCACUUCUGACACCGUCACUGUAGAGAUGGUGGCAGCAACUUCAAUUAAUCCUAGAAAAUGAAAUAUCUCAGCCGAUGACAGCAGUUACAUUCCCUAAAGCUUUCCAGAUCGUGUCAUGUUGCUUUUAUGAUUCAGAAAAAAAGAAAAAGAAAAAAGGGCCAUUCAGGGAAUGAAUAUUUAUCAAGAGGAUUUCGUCUGCAUACCGAAUGGCUCUUGUGGGAGUGAGUGAAAACAAAAUCUAGUAUUCUAGUAUUAGGCCAUUUGUUUCCACCUGCAACAGUGAACAUAAAGGACCUGGAAUUCCAAUAGUUUCUGCCCAUUUUAUGUAAAAUUACAGGAAAAUGUGAGCUGCUUAGAGGCCUUUGAAGGUUUGCAAAUGUCUGUAUGUAUUUACCCAUCCACUAAAAACAACAUUCAUUUCCACUGUGGAAAAAUUAAACAAUGUGUGAGUUCCCAGCGCUAAGCAUCUCCAAAUCCCAGAGUAGCAGAUUUGUCUUGGUGAUGGCUUGUCACGUGAUCUGGGUAAUCAUCACAUUGAAUAUAAUGGUGAUUGACAUUAUUAUUUUACCAUUUUUUAAAAAAGCUUUUAAAAUGUAUUUUAAUAGACAAUAACAUAUUUACAUGGGUACAAAAGGACAUCCGAUAAAAAUUCAUCCUACCCCAGUACCCAACUUUCUUGGUUCCCUCUCUGGAAGCAACCACUGUUAAUAAUUUCUCCCGUAUCAUUUCAGAGCUAUUUUAUGCUUAUACAAGGAAAUAUGUAAAUGCUGCUUCCCUUCCUUUUUAAUUUUAACAGAAGUGUAACACAUAUUAGAACCACUGUUAUUUUUCACUUAAUUUACUUUGGAGAUUGUUCUCUAUCCUCCAAGAGCCUGCUUAUUUUUUCAUGGCAGCAACCUAAUUUGUUGUAUGGAUGUAUGAUAACAUUUAAACCACUCUCCCAUUGAUGGGCAUUAGCGCUGUUUCCAAUCUUAGGCUGUUAAAAAUAAUGCUGCCAUAAAACAAGCUUGUGCAGACAUAAUUUCACUGGUAAACAUUUUUUACAUGGGUGAAGUCUGAGAGUUUAGGCAGUUAUUUUUCCUUCAAUUCCAUUUACAUUUGUAUGUUUGUAUCACAUAUUCUUUUUAUUUUUCUUUCUUUUUUUGAGAUGAGGUCUCACUCUGUCACCAGGCUGGAAUGCAGUGGCUCAAUCUCUGCUCACUGCAACCUCCACCUCUCAGAUUCAAGCGAUUCUCCUGCCUCAGCCUCCCGAGUAGCUGGGACUACAGGCCUGUACCACCACACUCAGCGAAUUUUCAUAUUUUAGUACAGACAGGGUUUCACCAUGUUGGCCAGGCUGGUCUUGAUCUCUUGACCUCGUGCUCUGCACACCUUGGCCUCCCAAAGUGCUGGGAUUACAGGUGUGAGCCACUGCACCUGGCCCUUGUACCGCAUAUUCUAAGAGCAAAGUAUAGAGAAUGCUUCCACCAUUAGCAAUAUUUCAGAUAUGCUAAUAAACACAUUGCUUUUCAGUAAAUGGCAAAAUGCUUCAACAGCGCCUUCCCUGUGAGAUCCUAUUUUAUAAGAAAUAUGUUUUAUACCAAUGUACUUAUGCUUUUAGGUAUCAGUUCUUGAAUCUAUACUCCUUAUUAUAUAAAGCAAGAGAUUCUUGAGGUUUCCAAGAAUUGUCCUGGAAAGAAAAUUGAUUUUGAAAUGAGAUUAGCAGUGUUUUAAUUUCACUGAGAUAGCUCCUUAAACUCAGCACUUUCACAAAACUUAGAUAUUAAAUAAAUUGAAUUUGAGGCUGGGAUUCUUCCCCAAAUUGAAUUGGACUGGUUGUUUCCUGAGGUAUGAAUGAAACAGCUCAGAAGCAUUAUAAUUCUGUAGCUGAAAUGGGACCCUUAUUUAUGUAUGUUCAAUCUCUACUCAUUUAAAAUGUCUCAACAUUUCCUGCAUUUAAAUAGAAAAUGAAUAGCCAGGUUUUUUUUAACUACAUAAAUAUUUUAAAUACUAUGAAAACAAAGCAGCUGUUUUGAAUUUCAUUAUCAAAGUGUGUUCAGCUACCUGGAAUAUUUUAAUCUGCUUUCUUAGUAAACAUGAGCACUUUAUUUACACUCUGCCUUUCCUAUUACAAUGCAUUUUAAUUAAAGUAUUUAGGCAAAUGUU
Messenger RNA from Callithrix jacchus (white-tufted-ear marmoset), 7380 nucleotides. It is a transcript of the gene CNGB1, whose product is annotated as cyclic nucleotide gated channel subunit beta 1. Gene Ontology annotation, cellular component: intracellular cyclic nucleotide activated cation channel complex; plasma membrane; photoreceptor outer segment. The record is from RefSeq and is a predicted model, not a curated record. Gene Ontology annotation, molecular function: protein-containing complex binding; cGMP binding; intracellularly cAMP-activated cation channel activity. Gene Ontology annotation, biological process: retina homeostasis; monoatomic cation transmembrane transport. Lineage: Eukaryota; Metazoa; Chordata; Mammalia; Primates; Cebidae.